AUGGCUCCCACUGCUACGCAGCUCCGGAGCAUGGUGAGCCAGUUCACGGCCUUCACAGGAACGAGUGAGAAGACCGCCACCAAAUUUAUCAAAGCCUCCAAUUAUAGAGUCAACGAAGCCAUAGAUGAUAUGUUUGCAGGUGCAUGGAUCGGGCAGGGACGUUGCAACAGCGCUGGAGCACCGCUGAGCACGCUCGACAACACUGGACCAAUGCCAGCGGGCCAUUGGUGGAGUGUUACCAGACAUCUAUCCAAGUACGGCCGAGCACCGCCCGACGGGUUGAAACAGUCACUGCUGCCGUCCGGACGUAAAUGGGAUCCCGGCAGCUCCGAUGACCUCGCACCUCAUAAGGACUCACGGUACUUCCGUAGCCAGGGUCUCGCGAACCAGGCCCCCGGUCUCGAUUCCGAAUUGGAUUCCUUAUUCGACAGUUUACGAGAUGACAGUAAUGAUACCAAGGAUCGCCUCGAACUUACUUCUACUAUGAAUUAUCUUACCACCGAUCUCAAGGUCAACAUAGAAAAUGCCGAACUCUUUGUGGUUUUGGAAUUGCUACAGGCCCCCAGUAUCGGCGAGAUUACGCGCAAGGGCUAUGUCGAAGGAUGGAAGGACAGCGACGUCAAUGCCUCUCAAAAGGACCACGCCAAGUAUGUCCGCAAACUCGUCAAGACAUUGCCAACAGAUGUUGCUCUAUUCAAAAGGGUGUACAAGCACACCUUUGUCGCGGGCCGUGAGAAGGAUCAAAAAUCUCUGAGUCUCGAGAACGCGCUCGUCUACUGGGACAUGCUGUUUGCUCCUCCUGGAAUGCAAUGGAAGAGUGAGCACCGCGACUGGCUACCGCUCUGGAAGGAAUAUCUGAAUGAGAAGUGGCACCACUCCGUGAAUAGGGACAUGUGGAACAUGACGCUCGAGUUUGCAUUCAAAAGCAUGGAGGACGACUCUCUGUCCUUCUGGGACGAGAACGGCGCCUGGCCGGGCGCCAUUGACGAUUUCGUUGCGUGGUGCAAGGCCAAGGGCAUGAGCAAGUCUGAGCAAAUGGAGGUUGAUGACGCAUAG
This is a messenger RNA of Beauveria bassiana ARSEF 2860, 1056 nucleotides long. RefSeq names its product defective in cullin neddylation protein. Gene Ontology annotation, biological process: protein neddylation; positive regulation of ubiquitin-protein transferase activity. Gene Ontology annotation, cellular component: ubiquitin ligase complex. NCBI's taxonomy places the organism in Eukaryota, Fungi, Ascomycota, Sordariomycetes, Hypocreales, Cordycipitaceae. The transcript has 7 exons. Bases 1 to 1056 code for a protein of 351 amino acids. The record is from RefSeq and is a predicted model, not a curated record. Gene Ontology annotation, molecular function: cullin family protein binding; ubiquitin conjugating enzyme binding; ubiquitin-like protein binding.